ACACUUAAAACUCUUAGUCCAAAGGGCGAUUUAACAAACACUUGGAAAUUAUGUGGAGGCAUACGAUCCUGAAUAGCACAAAAUUAGCAGGAAAUGCUACAUUCUGCAGGCGAGUUGCGACGCACAGUCCCAAGUUGGGCGCGGAAACCAAUCGGAACAAGGAGAAGGCGAGUGAGAAUCAGUCUUUCAUGGCCAACAUAUUCCGGGGUUCGUUGGAGUCGAGCCAAGUGUUCCCGUACCCGGAUGUCCUGACCACGGAGCAGAAGGACCUGACCAACAGCCUGAUAGACCCGUUUGAACGAUUCUUCGCAGAGGUCAACAACGCCGCCCAGAACGAUGCCAAUGCCAAACUGGACGACACCACGUCGACGGCCUUGUGGGAACUUGGGGCCUUUGGGAUCCAAGUGCCAUCCGAGUACGGCGGCCUCGGUCUGAACAACACCCAGUACGGCAGGCUAUGCGCCAUUGUGGGUGCCAAUGAUCUGGGACUGGGCAUCACGAUUGGCGCCCACCAAAGUAUCGGAUUCAAGGGAAUCCUGCUGUACGGCACCCCGGAGCAGAAGGAGAAGUAUCUGCCCAAGGUGGCCUCGGAGCAAGUCUACGCGGCCUUUGCCCUCACGGAGCCAAGUUCCGGAUCAGAUGCCGGCUCCAUUCGAUGCCGCGCUGUGAAGAGUGCCGACCAGAAGCACUUCGUUCUGAAUGGUUCGAAAAUCUGGAUCUCCAAUGGUGGCAUAGCCGAAAUCAUGACCGUGUUCGCUCAGACCGAACAGGUGGACCCGAAGACAGGCGAGAAGAAGGACAAGGUUACGGCGUUCAUUGUGGAACGGUCUUUUGGUGGCGUCACUAAUGGUCCGCCAGAGAAAAAAAUGGGCAUAAAGGCAUCGAACACGGCUGAAGUUUACUUCGAGGAUGUGAAAAUUCCAAUCGAAAAUGUGCUCGGCAAGGAAGGGGACGGUUUUAAGGUGGCCAUGAACAUAUUGAACAACGGCCGGUUCGGAAUGGGUGCCACGCUGUCGGGAACCAUGAGGAAAUGCAUCGAACUGGCCACCGAUCACGCCAACAAUCGCGUUCAAUUCGGCCAAAAGCUAAAGAACUAUGGUUCCAUUCAGGAAAAGUUGGCCCAAAUGAACAUUCUGCAAUACGCCACGGAGUCGAUGGCGUUCACCAUUUCGCAGAACAUGGACGCCGGCAGCAAGGACUAUCACUUGGAGGCCGCGAUAUCGAAGAUCUAUGCCUCGGAGAGCGCUUGGUACGUCUGCGACGAGGCUAUUCAAAUUCUGGGCGGCAUGGGAUAUAUGGUGGACACUGGCCUGGAACGCGUCCUGCGGGACUUGCGUAUUUUCCGCAUAUUCGAGGGCACAAACGACAUUCUUCGGCUGUUCAUUGCACUGACUGGCAUCCAGUAUGCGGGGUCGCAUCUCAAGGAACUGCAGCGUGCAUUUAAGAAUCCAUCCGCCAAUUUGGGACUGAUCUUCAAGGAAGCCUCGAAGCGGGCUGCCUCGACGGUCGGUUUGGGUGGCACCGAUCUGAGUGUCCAUGUGGUGGAUGAACUUCUACCCUAUGCCAAGAAAACGGCUCACUGCAUCGAUCUAUUCGGUCAGUCGGUGGAAGAACUGUUGCUGCGAUACAACAAAAAUAUAGUAAACGAGCAAAUUUUGCUAACACGACUGGCGAACGCUGCCAUUGAUAUAUACUCGAUGGUCGUGACGCAAUCACGAUCGUCUCGCGCCGUCACUCUCAACCUUCCAACUGCGCAGCACGAGCUCAACAUGACCAAGGCACUGACCAUUCAGGCCUCCGAUCGAGUGAUCAAGAACCUGCAGGCUGCCACUUCCAGGCACCACAAGGCUCUGAAUGACAAAAUAGCCACAAUCGCUUUAGCUACCCUGGAAAAUGGGGGUGUAAACACGACUGGUGUCUUAGAUCAAAACUAGAAAAAUGUACUUUGAUACGAAUUUAAAGCCUUUGAAUGUUCUUUUUUUAACAAGUUUGCGAAUAAAAUACUGUAGAUAAUGAAAAAUUA
Molecule: messenger RNA, 2023 nt
Organism: Drosophila elegans
Lineage: Eukaryota; Metazoa; Arthropoda; Insecta; Diptera; Drosophilidae
Gene: Acadvl
Product: very long-chain specific acyl-CoA dehydrogenase, mitochondrial
Exons: 1
Coding region: 51-1934 (627 amino acids)
Molecular function (GO): flavin adenine dinucleotide binding; fatty-acyl-CoA binding; very-long-chain fatty acyl-CoA dehydrogenase activity
Source: RefSeq, a predicted model, not a curated record